Messenger RNA from Cimex lectularius (bed bug), 2605 nucleotides. RefSeq names its product nucleobindin-2 (gene NUCB1). Gene Ontology annotation, cellular component: extracellular exosome; endoplasmic reticulum-Golgi intermediate compartment. Bases 233 to 2125 code for a protein of 630 amino acids. Gene Ontology annotation, molecular function: calcium ion binding. The record is from RefSeq and is a predicted model, not a curated record. The transcript has 9 exons. Lineage: Eukaryota; Metazoa; Arthropoda; Insecta; Hemiptera; Cimicidae.
UGCCUUGGUGGUACUUAAACUUCACCAGAUGAUGGGAUGACCUCUGCUCUCUCAGUCCUACCUCGAAGGUUACCAGAUUGAAGGUUACUUCACCAUCGCCCAACCCAACGUCAUUCUCUCUCCUUCAACCGCCCGUCUCGCAGGGCCAUUAAACACAAGUGCUCUAUCGACAUAAACCUUUAAAUUAACCCGAAACCAAAAAUAUUCUACGAAUAUCUAUAAUCCUCUCCAUAUGGAAAGCUUGGACAUCAGGUACUCUAGGUACCUCCUUGUCCUGUUAGUCCUGGUCCACCAAUGCGUCGGGCCUCCUACGAAGAACAAAGUAAAGACCGAGGAAUCGGACGAGAAGGAGAUCACCUUAAACGACCUCGGCCUCGAGUACAACCGUUAUUUGAAGGAAGUAGUCGAUACUUUGGAAUCCGAUAAAGAAUUCGCCAAAAAGCUCCAAUCUGCUAGUGAUGUCGAUUUCAGGAAUGGAAAAGUUGCUGCUGAAUUGGAAUACGUGAACCACCAUGUCAGGACCAAGCUUGACGAGCUCAAGAGGACUGAGCUUCAGCGGCUCAGGGAUUUGGUGGCCCAGCUCAACGAACAGGAACACCAGCAGAAAAGGGAAGAAAUGCACGCCCAUCUCGACCACUCGAACCCUCACACGUUCGAAGUUGCCGAUCUUCAUAACCUUAUACUCAAAGUGAGGAAAGACCUCGAUGAAGCUGACAGACUCAGGAAGGAGAACUUCAAGGAGUAUGAGCUACAGAAAGAGUUUGAAAAGGAGCAGAAACUCAAAACGAUGGACGAGAAGCACAAGGAGGAAUACCUCAAGGAAAUCGAAGAACAGAAAAAGAAACACAAACAGCAUGAACCUAUUCAUCAGCCAGGUGGAAAGGCUCAACUGGAAGAGGUAUGGGAGAAAACAGAUCAUAUGGAAAAUGUCAAAUUUGACCCAAAAGCAUUUUUCUAUAUGCAUGAUAUUGACAGCAACGGAUACUGGGAUGAAGAAGAGGUCAAGGCUUUGUUUCUAAAAGAGCUUAACAAAAUGUACACUUCAGGAUCACCCGAGGACGAUAUGAGAGAGAGGGAAGAGGAAAUGGAAAGGAUGAGAGAACACGUGUUUAACGAGGCUGAUACCAACCAUGACAGAUUGAUAUCUCUUGAGGAGUUUAUCGAACAAACGAAAAAGCAAGAGUUCCAAAGGGACGAAGGAUGGGAGACAUUGGACGAGAAACCUCAGUUCACAAGGGAGGAGUAUUUGGAGUUUGAAAAAAGAAGGCAGGCCGAAAUCAACAGCAUGAUUGAAAGAGGAUUGCUUCAGCCCUAUCCUGAUGGCAUGCAACCUAUUGAGUAUCAUCAUCCAGGUCAAGGGCAAGUACCACCAAAUGGUGUUCCACAUGUAGGACAGUAUCCUAACCAAGGGUACGUGCAGCAUCCAAACCAGGUGCCUCAAUAUCAUCCUAAUCAGAUGCCUCAUCAGCCCAACCAGAUGCCAUACCAAUCAAACCAGAUGCCGCACCAUCCCAAUCAGGUGCCUCAACACCCAAACCAGAUGCCGCACCAUCCCAAUCAGGUGCCUCAACACCCAAACCAGAUGCCGCACCAUCCCAAUCAGGUGCCUCAACACCCCAACCAGAUGCCGCACCAUCCCAAUCAGGUGCCUCAACAUCCAAACCAGAUACCGCACCACCCCAAUCAGGUGCCUCAACAGCCUUACCACACAAACCAGGUGCCGCAAUAUCCUAACCAGGUGCCAAAUCAUGUUGCUCAGAAUCACAAUCAAAACCAAAAUUACCAGCAAGCAAAUCAGCAAAACCACUAUCAAACCCAAGAACAUUACAAUCAAGUCAACCAAGGGCAACACAACAACCAGGUAAAUCAAGGACAACCGCAACAACAAGUCAAUCAGAACCAAGAGCAGCACAAUAACCAGGUAAAUCAAGGACAACCCAACUAUCAAAAUCAACCACAACAGCCACAACUCGGCCAAAUGUCUCAGGAACAUAACCAACCUUCCCAACAACAGAACCAAGUUAAUCAAAAGAAUGAGAUACCUCAGCAGCAUCAAAACCCUUCCGUAGACCAAUAUCAAAAACUCGAUCUUCAAAAGGACAAAAUAGGUAAUAAAGUGAAUUAAAAUCUUCUGCAUUCCUAAAUCCAAAAUAAUGGGUAGUGAUAAUAUAUUAUACUUUAUUUGUUACGAAAAUAUAAUACUUCAUGUGUAAUUUGAUACUGAUUAUGUAUUGAACACGUCACCUAAGAGCUUCCGUUGAUAAAUGUAUGGUGUUGAAAAGACUUAUGUGUUUCCAUGCAUAGGUAUGUGUACAUAUAUAUAUUUUUUAUUUUUCAUAUAUUUCAGUUAUAGAUUAUAUUUAAUAAGUGGAUUUCAUUCUUAUGGAACUGUAUUUCCAGGGAGAAAAUUAUUUUACAAUUUGGGAUUAACGUUUAAUAUUAAUGUCUUUACUGGCGUGUAAAGUUUGAAUGGUUACCAAAAAAAUCAAGUUUUUCAGUUAUUUUGAGCUGUUUUACUGGCUUUUGAACAACUAAAUGUAAAGACUGGAAAAUUAUUGUUUAUUGUGGAUUACUAGAAUAAAUAAAAUUUUGAUAUUUCAAAUUA